UUCGGGGUCAUGUGAUGGGUUUGCUGUGUCUGCUGGCUUCCUGCCUGGGAGAGAGAAAGUGCUGCUUAGGGGCCAGCGCCGAGACCACCGGCCCCUAUACAGGUUGGCACAUCCAAAUGCAUGGUCCAGCUACAGAAAGUGAAUAAACAUGGUUGACUUUCUGGCAGAGAACAACCUUUGCGGACAAGCUAUCCUGCGCAUUGUCUCUCGGGGAAACGCUAUUAUUGCUGAGCUGCUGAGACUCUCCGAGUUUGUGCCCGCUGUCUUCAGACUUAAGGAUAAGGCCGACCAGCAGAAAUAUGGCGAGAUCAUAUAUGACUUCAGUUACUUCAAGGGGCCGGAAAACUGGGAGGGGAGGCUGGAGGCCAAACCGGAGCUCCAGGAUCUGGACGAGGAAUUCCGGGAGAACAACAUAGAGAUUCUGACAAGGUUUUACCUGGCUUUUGAAAGCGUCCACAAGUAUAUUAUGGAUAUCAUUAGGUAUCUAGAAGAUCUAAAUGAAGGAAUUUAUAUCCAGCAAACCUUGGAAACCGUUCUUCUCAAUGAGGAUGGGAAGCAGCUGCUGUGUGAAGCUUUGUACCUGUACGGGGUGAUGCUCCUGGUGAUCGAUCAGAAGAUUGAGGGCGAGGUGCGGGAGAGGAUGCUGGUCUCGUACUACAGAUACAGUGCAGCCAGAUCCUCUGCCGACUCCAACAUGGACGACAUCUGCAAGCUGCUGCGGAGCACCGGCUAUUCCAGCCAGUCAGGGUCCAAGCGUCCCCCAAACUACCCCGAAACCUACUUCAGCCGGGUGCCCAUCAGCGAGACCUUCGUCAGCAUGGCGAUUGCCAGACUGAGAUCGGAUGAUAUUUAUAAUCAGGUGUCUGCCUAUCCCUUACCCGAACACCGCAGUACCGCUCUUGCCACGCAAGCUGCCAUGCUGUACGUGAUCCUGUACUUCCACCCAUCCACCCUACAUACCCACCAAGCCAAGAUGAGGGAGAUAGUAGAUAAAUAUUUCCCCGAUAACUGGGUGAUCAGUAUUUACAUGGGGAUCACAGUAAACCUUAUGGAGGCCUGGGAACCGUACAAAGCUGCAAAGACUGCUCUGAACUACACACUGGACCUGCCCAACAUCAAGGAGCAGGCCUCCAGAUACGCAGCUAUCGUUGAACGCCUGCACCCUCAGGUCCAGCAGUUCCUAAAGGAGGGCUUUCUGAGAGAGGAGUUUGUGCUGGACAAUAUUCCUAAACUGCUAAACUGCCUGCGGGACUGCAACGUCGCCAUCCGGUGGCUGAUGCUUCAUACUGCGGAUUCAGCCUACGACCAAAAUAACAAGCGCCUUCGUCAAGUGAAAGACCAAGUCCUGGCUGAGUCCAAGUACAACCCCAAGGUCUUGUUCCAGCUGCUGCUGGACACGGCGCAGUUCGAGUUCAUUCUCAAGGAGAUGUUUAAGCAGAUGCUGUCAGAGAAACAAACCAAGUGGGAGAAGUAUAAGACGGAGGGCUCGGAGCGUAUGACGGAGCUUGCAGAUGUCUUCUCUGGAGUUAAACCUCUCACUAGAGUGGAGAAAAAUGAGAACCUGCAGGCCUGGUUCCGGGAGAUCUCCAAACAGAUCGAGUCCUUAAACUAUGAUGACUCCACUGCUGCCGGGAGGAAGACCGUGCAGCUCAUACAGGCCCUGGAAGAGGUCCAGGAGUUCCACCAGCUUGAAAGUAACCUUCAGGUGUGCCAGUUCCUGGCUGAUACAAGGAAGUUCCUGCAUCAGAUGAUUCGGACAAUCAACAUCAAAGAGGAGGUUCUGAUCACCAUGCAGAUAGUGGGCGACCUGUCCUACGCCUGGCAGCUGAUUGAUAGCUACACGUGUAUCAUGCAGGAGAGUAUAAGGAUCAGUCCCGCCAUGGUCACCAAACUGAGAGCCACGUUCCUAAAGCUGGCUUCCGCCCUCGACUUGCCCUUACUGCGGAUCAACCAAGCAAACAGCCCUGAUCUCCUCAGUGUAUCUCAGUAUUAUUCCGGGGAGCUGGUGUCCUAUGUCAGGAAGGUCCUGCAGAUUAUUCCUGAGAGCAUGUUUACGUCCCUAGCUAAAAUCAUCAAGCUCCAGACCCAUGAUAUAAUGGAGGUACCAACGCGCCUGGACAAGGAUAAACUGAGAGAUUAUGCUCAGCUGGGAGCUAGAUAUGAGGUGGCCAGACUGACCAACGCCAUUUCCAUAUUUACUGAAGGCAUCCUGAUGAUGAAGACCACACUGGUGGGAAUAAUCAAGGUGGAUCCUAAGCAGCUGCUGGAGGACGGGAUACGGAAGGAGCUGGUUAAGAGGGUGGCGCUGGCACUACAUAAAGGUCUCAUCUUCAACCCUAGGGCCAAGCCCAGCGAGCUGCUGCCAAAGUUGAAGGAGAUGGCGGCCACGAUGGACGGGUUUCACCGCUCGUUUGAGUACAUCCAGGACUAUGUCAGCAUUUAUGGCCUGAAGAUCUGGCAGGAAGAAGUGUCUCGUAUUGUAAACUACAACGUGGAGCAAGAGUGCAAUAACUUCCUCCGCACAAAGAUUCAGGACUGGCAAAGCAUGUACCAGUCCACACACAUCCCCAUCCCGAAGUUCCCGCCUGUGGAUGAGUCUGUGACCUUUAUUGGGCGUCUGUGCCGUGAGAUCCUGAGAAUAACCGAUCCAAAGGUGACAUGUUACAUAGAUCAGAUGAACACCUGGUACGACAUGAGGACCCACCAAGAAGUUACAAACAGCCAUCUCUUCUCCGAGAUCCAGGAUUCUCUAGGGACGUUUGGCUUAAACGGCCUGGACAGGUUACUGUGCUUCAUGACUGUGAGAGAGCUGCAGAACUUCCUCAGGUUCUACCAGAGGACAAUUCUCAAGGAUAAAACCGCUCAGGAAACACUGCGUGCUCUGCAGAAAGUCGUGAGUCCACUGAAGGGGAUUAUCGCCAAUUCUGCCAAAAUAUAUUCAUCAGCCUCUGCCAAAACCCAGAAGAUCUGGGCUCCAUACCUGGAUGCCAUAAUGAAGGUUGGACAGAUGCAGAUUCUGAGGCAGCAGAUUGCUAAUGAACUGAAUUACUCCUGUAAGUUUGACUCCAAACACCUGGCAGCGGCUCUGGAGAACUUCAACGAAGCCAUAUUAUCUGAUAUUCAGGCGCAUUACAAGGACCCGACUCUUCCCUGCCCCAAAGAAGACAACACACUGCUAUAUGAAAUCACUGCCUACCUGGAAGCCGCGGGGACACACAACCCUCUGAAUAAAAUCUACAUCACCACUAAACAGCUGUCCUUCUUCCCCAUUGUCAGCUUCCUGUUUCUGAUCUCUCAGCUGCCCAAGCUGCAAUAUAGCAAGAACCUAGGUAUGACCUGCAGGAAGCCCACAGACUCCAUUGACUGGCCGCCCCUAGUGCUGGGUCUCCUCACAUUGCUGAAGCAAUUCCACUUCCGCUACACGCAGCAGUUCCUGGCCCUCAUUGGUCAGUUCAUUCGCUCCUCAAUGGAGCAGAGCACAAGUCAGAAAAUCCCGGAGAUGCCGGCAGAUGUGGUCAGUGCACUUAUGUUCCUGGAAGAUUAUGUUCACUUUGCCAAGCUACCCAGGAGGGUGGUUGAAGCUCACGUUCCCAGUUUCAUCUUUGAUGAGUUUAGGACAAUCCUGUGAUUGGACAGAAGACCGCCAGUGCUCGGUGACUGGGAGAAGCUGAGUGAUGAUUCCAGGGGGCCACAGCUAGGCAUAUGGGUGUCCGGUCACGUCUGUACAGCUGCAUUGCCAGUGACUAGUCGCCCAACGCUGCAAUCUCCGUAACCAUUGUACAAUAUACAGCUGUUAAAGAGAAGAGUAUUAUACAUAGCACUUACAUAUGUGGAAAGUGAUUUAUAAAUUAUGUUUUGUCCUUUCACAGAAUAAAUGGACCUGAUGGAGUUUUCUUAAUAAAAUCCUGUUUAGACCCA
Molecule: messenger RNA, 3918 nt
Organism: Pseudophryne corroboree (corroboree frog)
Lineage: Eukaryota; Metazoa; Chordata; Amphibia; Anura; Myobatrachidae
Gene: WASHC5
Product: WASH complex subunit 5
Exons: 29
Coding region: 149-3628 (1159 amino acids)
Biological process (GO): endosome organization; regulation of actin nucleation; endosome fission
Cellular component (GO): endosome; WASH complex
Source: RefSeq, a predicted model, not a curated record